Messenger RNA from Didymodactylos carnosus, 672 nucleotides. The record is from the annotation of a GenBank genome assembly. Lineage: Eukaryota; Metazoa; Rotifera; Eurotatoria; Philodinida; Philodinidae.
AUGUUUUUUCACAGUAGCCAUGUUUAUGAGGCACGUUUAGUGCAGAGAGGAUCUGAUAAUCUCUCAUCCGAGCAGGAUGCUACAGAUGAUGAUCUAGCGUUGUUGGAAAUAAUUUCAACAGAUAAUUGUUUAAGAAAUUGGUUAUCGAAAAUAACGUUUAUACCAUUAUCAAUGUCAUUAAAUUUCGCAAAAAGUGAUUUUAUACCUGAAAAGUUAUAUUUAGUUUCUUAUUGUGGGGAAUUAGAUAAUAAAUCAAUAGAAACAUACAAAAGUUAUUAUGGAGAUGAUUUAACGAAACGUGAUCUGUUAAAAUAUAAAUUAAAUAAUCAUUAUAAUGUGAAUAUGGAAUCUUUAUCGAUUGGAACUAUUGUAGGAGAAACCGAUACUCAUUUUAUUCAUGGAUGUACGUCUUUGAAAGGUUCUAGUGGUGGAACAUUGAUUAAUGGACAUGGCGAUAUGGUUGGCAUACAUGUUGUCACAGAAAAUUCUUUCAAUCAUGGUCUUAAACUGUGGUCAAGGCAUUUCACGCGAUUUAUAAAGAAUAUUAUACUUCAUAUUUCUGAUAAUGAACGACGACACUGGAACGAUUUUAUUGAACGCUAUCAACAAGUAUGUUCGUUUUUCGUUUUGCUAAAAAAUGAAGACGUCGUUAACAUCUCAUUGCUAUCCUAA